Neopsephotus bourkii (Bourke's parrot) is the source of this 397-nucleotide messenger RNA. Its product is annotated as small nuclear ribonucleoprotein Sm D2. Gene Ontology annotation, molecular function: RNA binding. Lineage: Eukaryota; Metazoa; Chordata; Aves; Psittaciformes; Psittacidae. Bases 59 to 385 code for a protein of 108 amino acids. The transcript is spliced from 2 exons. The record is from RefSeq and is a predicted model, not a curated record. Gene Ontology annotation, cellular component: U4/U6 x U5 tri-snRNP complex; U2 snRNP; U5 snRNP. Gene Ontology annotation, biological process: RNA splicing; spliceosomal snRNP assembly.
UCCCCCAUCACCCCCAUUCCCCCCAUUCAGGAGCCUCCUGAACAAGCCCAAGAGCGAGAUGACCCCGGAGGAGCUGCAGAAGCGGGAGGAGGAGGAGUUCAACACGGGCCCGCUCUCUGUGCUCACGCAGUCGGUCAAGAACAACACCCAGGUCCUCAUCAACUGCCGCAACAACAAGAAGCUGCUGGGGCGCGUCAAGGCCUUCAACAGGCACUGCAAUAUGGUGCUGGAGAACGUGAAGGAGAUGUGGACCGAGGUGCCCAAGAGCGGCAAGGGGAAGAAGAAGUCGAAGCCGGUGAACAAGGACCGCUACAUCUCCAACAUGUUCCUGCGCGGGGACUCCGUCAUCGUGGUCCUGCGCAACCCCCUCGUAGCCGGGAAGUAGGGAUCAGCCUGC